AGAGGCCGGCCUGUGGCGUCACGCCAGCCGGCGGCGUUUUCUGCGAUCCUCGGCUGCCCGCGCAGCGCUGCCGUAACAAUUGCAACACGAGCCGUCCCUCGCCGCAACAUGUGACGGCCAGUCGGCGAACGCGCGGGCAAGCGCUCAGUUUAUCGUGACACAUGACUGCCGUCGCGCGCGUGAGCAAAGGCCAUCUCUACUGCUACAGCGAGGAGAGACAGGUGUCCGUUCGACGCGACGUAACUAGUGCAGUGGCUCGCGCAGCAUUUCUGUAAAUCUUCGAGCCGCGUCAGGCGUAAAAAGUGGACCGUGCUAGUAGAAUCCCGAUAAAAACAUAUCAAGAACGGGAGAAACGCAUUAUAUCAAGUACGGUUUAACUAUGUCGGAAGGAGUAUCGUAAGAUCCACUAGUAUAUUUAUUCUUACGUAUUACAACUACUCCCGUGAUAGGACCGCAUCGCUCGUUGAAUAUUUUUGUUAGGUUUGCUGUGGCUUGAUCGGUAAAACAUCGGGUCACUCAAGUGCCAUUCCAUGUUUGGCUAAGCAACUAUCGUAAUCUACUAAUCUGAUUUAAGCGUUGCGGACUCUCAAUUUCCAUUUCAUUUCCACGAAACAUAAUUCUCGACUCUAUAAAAACAUUGAAAUUUUAGUCCUCAGUUGUCCGUAUAAAAAUACAGACAUCUGUUUCUUCAUCAUGUUUAAAUCGCGUGAAAAUUUUAAUGGCGUACAUAAUUGAAGUCUGUUGGGAAACGAUAUAUUCUGAGUGCUAGUUUUCAACGUGUCUGUCAACUGUUUCUGGUCGACUGUUCGAACUAGAGAACGUUAUCGAUUAUUUUGUUGAUUUGAUUCGGCUGAUGCUUUUAAUGAACAUCUCUGCAGAACGAGUGGCAGUUUCCCACGUCGCAGCCCAAUGGAAUCAUCUGUGACAGCUCGAUGAUAGAUUACACGACGUAGCAGCCUUAUCACAGUAGUCUGAGGGGCUGGUUCUUCGUUCUCUUGAUAACAGCGUAACAGCUAGUGUCGAACGUUUUUAUUACUGACCUCGGCGAGACACUCGCAAUGAUGUGCACGGCAUUUCUUCAGAAAUGGAAACUGCUCACUUUCUUCAUUCUGCUCACUGUUGCACACUCAUAUGUGGAGUGUUCCUACAGCGUCCGUGAUGAUGAAGGGUGCGAGGAGAGUUCGUGCAACAGGUCGCCGGCGUGCACCGUUAACCACUCUUCGCGGGGAGGCGUGACGCACAGGUGCUCCGCUGUCGAGGCGCCGGGCAGGCUUCCUCGUCCGGCCGCCUGGCUGCUUGUGGCGCUGCUGUCUGCGCUCGCUGGCGCCACUGCCUGCUGGCUCGCCAACCUAUUGGCGCCACCGCCUGGCUGCGGUCGCAAAACGUGCAGACAGCGCUCUCCACGAGAUCACCAGCUUCCAGCAGCUACGUCGGGAACUCGUAACAGGACAGGACAACAGGCGCAGACCGACAUGCCAGGCAACAGCCAACUUGGUGCCACGUAACUACCACCAUCUGCUCCUUGUCAACUACUUGGCAGUGGCGUCAAAUCAAUGAAUAUGCAGUGUUCUUCAAGGUGAUAUAUACUGGCUGCGUCCUGUAGGUUAUGGCUCUAUUUAAUGUCACAUAAUCAGAAGACUGCGUAAAAUAACUCAUCAUUAAAUUCUUUACAAUGACUGCCUGUCCUGUGGAUUAGCUGCAUGUGGAAAAAACACACAGAGGAGAUGAAGGAAAACUGGACACCUGACAUCGCGAUUCCUUGCAUACUAGAAAUACAAAUGUUCGUAGCAAAGUUUCAUUCUGUGAUAAUUACCGGUGAGAUAUAGAAGGCAAAGAAUGGCAACAUGUACAACACUGUAGUUACAUGUACAGCAGGUACUUUCAUUUCGUAUGGUAUACUCUAGGUACAGGUGUGGUAGACAAAGUGAUGCUAAGAAAUACACUAAAAUAUAUGGUUAUGUGACACUUGACUAUCGAAGGGCUCCAUCCUAGGAGAAUUAAGAAUUCAGUAGUGAACGAUAAAUAAAAAGAUGUGGACCAAAAAACGGCCUGUGAUUUUUUACUUUGGGAGAUCUAUUACAACUGGAGAAGGGGAAGGCGAUGUUGAUAGUGGUAUGGAAUGGGCAGAAGAUAAAAGUGCGUGGUGAAGAAAACAGCAAAUCUUCCAAAUUGCCACUCUUUGACCAGCAGUUGUUAUCAAAAUAUGCCGAGGACCCUAAAUUGCCACAGAUAUUUUUGUAUUGCUAGCGUGCAAGGAACCAUACUGUGAAGUGUGUGCGAAUUUGGUUUUGCCCGCGUAUGCUAUCAAACAACAGCUGUUAACACAGUUGUAUAAGUAAGAACGUAUUUAUUUAGCUUGUUCUUAAAAGAAUUACUUACACAAAUAAGAUUAAAAGAAAGAGUGAUUAUUUA
Messenger RNA from Schistocerca gregaria, 2412 nucleotides. RefSeq lists its product as uncharacterized. The coding region runs from base 1059 to 1505 and encodes 148 amino acids. The transcript is spliced from 4 exons. Lineage: Eukaryota; Metazoa; Arthropoda; Insecta; Orthoptera; Acrididae. The record is from RefSeq and is a predicted model, not a curated record.